AUGAGCGUCGACAAUGACGGGGCACCUGCGGGCGGCGGCCCCGCCGCAGCCGACACCACAGCCGACACAGCAGCAACCCGCGGCAGCGGCCCGCUGCUGGCGCGCGUGCUGGCGCUGGCGUCGCGUGGCCUGCAGCAGGGGGAGUGGCGCGAGUGCUGCGAGCGCGCGGCGGCGGCGGCGCGGCUCGACCCAAGCAGCAAGGAGGCGCGGCAGCUGUGGCUGCUCGGCGCCAUCCUGCAGCGCGCCCAAGGCGGCGGCGACGGCUUCGGCGCAGACCCCUGGGAGCUCUUGUCCUUGGCGGACGCACCCCUCGGCGGCUCAGAGGGUCCCCAGCAGCAGCAGCAGCAGCAGCAGCAGCAGGAGCAGCAGCAGCAGGUCCAAGGCGGCCCGCGCGGCGCGGGCGCGGCGCGCCGUCUGUACCGGCGGCUGGCGGCCCUGGUGCACCCUGACAAGUGCGCAGACCCCUCGUGGGCGCCCGCCGCGCACGCCGCGUUCAAGGCCGCCGCGGCCGCGCGCGACGCGGCGCUGCGGCUCGCCGGCGCCGGCGCCGGCGGCGGGCAGGGGUCGGACGGGGAUUGGGGCGGCGACGAGGAGGGGGACGGGGGCGAUGCGGCGUGCUGCGACAAGGCCCCCUCAUCACCCGGCGCGCGCCACCUCAGCAGCUGCAAGCCCCGACAGGUCUCGGCCGCGCCCAGCCGCUCAGCCGCGCCAGGCGGCGCGGGGCGCCGGAGACGCCUGGAGGUUCAACCCGCCGCAUGA
This is a messenger RNA of Monoraphidium neglectum, 759 nucleotides long. RefSeq lists its product as hypothetical. The coding region runs from base 1 to 759 and encodes 252 amino acids. The record is from RefSeq and is a predicted model, not a curated record. NCBI's taxonomy places the organism in Eukaryota, Viridiplantae, Chlorophyta, Chlorophyceae, Sphaeropleales, Selenastraceae. The transcript has 3 exons.